Aureobasidium uvarum is the source of this 865-nucleotide messenger RNA. NCBI's taxonomy places the organism in Eukaryota, Fungi, Ascomycota, Dothideomycetes, Dothideales, Saccotheciaceae. The record is from the annotation of a GenBank genome assembly.
AUCGCUCAAGAUGCCAGAUAGUGAGAAGGCAUCGGUCUCCAGCUCAACUGGAGCAUCUGCGAAGACACAAGGAUGGUCUGCCUANUUUUGUCAAUUCGUCAAUACUUUCAACGACUUUGCUCAAGGCAAUAUUACUGUCAGCCACUUUCGCUCUGAGAUUGCACAAGCCAGUCUGUACCUUCUCUACCUGGCAGUCGCAAAGUUGGUUGUAUUCUAUGUCGGCACCGUCGCUUUCUCGUUCGCUGCAAUGCGAACAGUCAGAGCAUUGCGCAUCGAUUGCGUCAACAAGACGUUAAGGCAAGAAAUUGCUUUCUUUGACAGCGGCAACACUGGUGCCAUUGCAGUCAAGCUAAAUACCUGUGCUAGUCAUAUACAGCAAGGCCUCGCGGAAAAGGCAGGAUUGAUAGUGCAAGCCAUCAGUGCAUUGAUUACGGCCUUUAUCGUGGCUCUUGCAGUACAGUGGAAGCUCGCUCUCAUCACGAUCUGUAUCAUACCUGCUAUCGUAAUCACCACUGGUAUAGGUAUUGCUAUCGAUGCCUCGCAAGAGAACAGAUGUAUGAAGUUGUAUGGCAGAGCAGGUUCUCUUGCAACGGAAGCAUUUUCGAGCAUUCGUGUGGUCCACGCCGAUUGGUCUCAACCUAGAAUGAUCGAAAGGCAUAACCAAAUCUUAGACGACGCCAAAAGAGAGGGUAUGCGAAAGUCGCUGAACUGGGGCUUACUUUACGCCAACGAGUUCUUCUUCGUCUUUGCUGGUUAUGGUUUGGCCUUUUGGCAAGGCAUUCACAUGUAUGCCAGAGGCGAAAUCGAAGCCCCUGGCAAGAUCAUAACGUAUGUUGAGCUGUCCUUUCUGAGACCGGACUUACGC